AACCACACCCUACCGGGAGAUCUCCCAGUCUCCGAGAGCUGCCCUGUCAAGCCCCUUGUUGCUGACAGGGUUGCUUCUCGGGAAGAGAAAUGAGAAAAGAGGUGAAAAGAGGCUGCCGAGUGCAUCCACCCCACAGAGCCCAGGGAACGACAGCCCCAGGCCCUGAGGCUUCUCUGCAAGGAUGGAGAAAGAAACCCAAAAGCCAAAUUCUUCAGGCCAAGAGGAAGCCCUGAAUACCUGCAGUGAUCCAGAGGAACAGUGCAAAUGGUCCUACAGAACCAAGUCAGACCAGAGAACAUCCCCCAAGGUGCGUGUUCUCCUCGCUCAGAGUGUGUUCCUGGGGAUCCUCAGCUUGAGCCUGGUCGUGGCAGUGACUGUUCUCAGUGUGAGACCCCCUUUCCGUGAGCCGGAAUUCUCCCACGUGUGCCCAGACACCUGGCCUGUUUUCCAAGGAAAAUGCUAUUAUUUUUCUGAGCCUGAGGGCAACUGGAGCACGGGCCGGGAAAGGUGUGAGGCCCUGGGAGCUUCCCUGGCCACCAUUAGCACGAGGGAUGAACUGGCCUUCCUUCUGCGCUAUAAAGGCGAAGCAAACCACUGGAUCGGGCUGGGAAUGAGGGAUAACGGCUGGGAGUGGAUCAAUGGCACGGCCUUGAAUGGCAGGUUAGAGGUGAGGGGUGUGGGGCCCUGUGGGUACCUCGAUGACUGGUGGAUCAGCUCAUCCCUGUGCCACAGGGAGAAGAACUGGAUCUGCAGCCGCCCUGACAACUUCGUCCUGUGGGAGGGGAAAUUAAGAGACCCCAAACUGGGACUUUCAGCCUAAAUCUCUGACCA
Molecule: messenger RNA, 831 nt
Organism: Pipra filicauda (Wire-tailed manakin)
Lineage: Eukaryota; Metazoa; Chordata; Aves; Passeriformes; Pipridae
Product: C-type lectin domain family 2 member D-like
Exons: 7
Coding region: 182-820 (212 amino acids)
Source: RefSeq, a predicted model, not a curated record